Molecule: messenger RNA, 615 nt
Organism: Gamsiella multidivaricata
Lineage: Eukaryota; Fungi; Mortierellomycota; Mortierellomycetes; Mortierellales; Mortierellaceae
Exons: 3
Coding region: 1-615 (204 amino acids)
Biological process (GO): cellular response to starvation; regulation of DNA-templated transcription
Cellular component (GO): nucleus
Molecular function (GO): DNA-binding transcription factor activity; RNA polymerase II transcription regulatory region sequence-specific DNA binding
Source: RefSeq, a predicted model, not a curated record
AUGGGUGCUGCCAGAACCAGCAAGCGCAAGUUCCCGAGUAACACGCCCGAGAACGUGUACGCCAACACCAAGCAGCCCUUCAACUAUACCGACGGCUUCCACUACCUCCUGCGCUACGUCCGCGAAAGGAUGGACAAGGAGGAGAUGAUGCGCGUGUGCCGAGCCAUGGCCAUGUUCCGACCUUCGUUUAUUGCCCUGAUCAUGAAUCUGACGCCAGAGGACCUCAUCUUCAUGGAGACCUGUUUCCAGCGCACAGUCCUUGAAUUUGAGAAGUUGAUCAGUUUUUCGGGCACACCUACGGUGGUGUGGCGCCGUACGGGCGAGAUUGCGCUUGUGGGCAAGGAGUUUUCAUUGCUGACGCAGUGGUCGCGGGACCAGCUUGUAAACAAGAAGACAUAUAUCUAUGAGUUGAUGGAUAACCAGUCGGCGGUCGAGUACUGGGAAAAGUUCUCGACGCAUGCGUUCGAGAACACGGAGCAGACGGUGAUGACGACCUGUAUCCUAUUGAGUCCGACGAACCGGGUAGUGCCGUGCACGUUCUGUUUUACGAUCAAGAGAGAUAUCUUUGAUAUUCCAUUGGCGAUCGUCGGCAACUUUUUGCCGAUCCUUUCAUGA